Molecule: messenger RNA, 333 nt
Organism: Lactuca saligna
Lineage: Eukaryota; Viridiplantae; Streptophyta; Magnoliopsida; Asterales; Asteraceae
Source: the annotation of a GenBank genome assembly
AUGCAAAAGGUUGUGUCCAUGGCUAAGCUUCUUGGUGGUAUCGGGGAUUUUCUUGGUGAAAAGCUUUCUGUGCCUAGGCAUGAAGAGAUAGUGGUGGUGCCUAGUUCUUCAGUGACACCACCAUCGCCAUUUACUGACUCACUUUCAGUUGAUCUUGGUUCCAGCUCUAUGUUUCGGAGUGCACUGGGCUCGCCUGUAGUUUUUUCCCAGCCAGAAAAGUCUUCCGGGUUUGACAAAUUGAGAACUACGUCUCCCUCCUUGCCUUUUGAGGCCUAUCCUCCGUGUUGGGCGAUUACUAGGGAUUCCUUACUAUCGGAAGUCGUCACCACCUAA